Seriola aureovittata is the source of this 2893-nucleotide messenger RNA. Its product is annotated as interleukin-1 receptor accessory protein-like 1. The transcript has 12 exons. Gene Ontology annotation, biological process: signal transduction; negative regulation of exocytosis. Gene Ontology annotation, molecular function: interleukin-1 receptor activity. NCBI's taxonomy places the organism in Eukaryota, Metazoa, Chordata, Actinopteri, Carangiformes, Carangidae. The coding region runs from base 589 to 2736 and encodes 715 amino acids. The record is from RefSeq and is a predicted model, not a curated record.
CAAAUACCACCCUGUCGUGUGCUAUCAUGAUAAACUUAUGCUAACUUGACGCUUCUCGUUGACACAGCGGCACUCUGAGGGAGAGAGAGAGAGAGAGAGAGAGAGCAUCCGAUGUAUCUUUUUCUGCACAUCACUUUGGAAAUUUGCGCUCGUGUAGUCCUGCUUAAAGCGGUGCUCACCUGCCGGGGCUGUGUGGUUGUGAGCGGCUGAGCAACUGAUUUAAUAGGAUAAUCAGACUAAUUGCUUCCUCUGAUAUUGCCCUCCAUUGAUUGUGUCGACCGUUCCCCUAAUCACUGACAUGAUUUUCUGCAUUUUCGUCUCUCCUGCUGUUUGAAAGUGACCGGCGGCAGGUGUUUUUUUGUGAUCUGAUUUGUGCCAGUCAAGGCUGGCAAUAUGUAAUUUUGGGAUAGACGCUGCGUUUUUGGAGAAGUGGACUAUCUCACAACUGGGAUUCCUUGUUUUUAAAACGUUACUGCUUUACUCUGUAGACCAAAACAGAUUCUGAUACACCGUGAUGGUGUGGGGCUAUCAGAACUGACAGCAGAGUGUACGCUAUCAUUGGGAAACUGCUUGAGGGACUGGUAAAAAAUGAAAGCUCCCAUUCCUCUUCUGAUCCUGCUUCAUGCCGUUGUGGUCCAUUGCCUGAAAGUGGUGUCAAAGAGAGGCUCAGUGGAAGGCUGCACGGAUUGGUCAGUGGACUACCUGAAAUACAAGGUGCUUCUGGGGGAACCUGUACGGAUUAAGUGCGCUUUAUUUUAUGGAUAUAUUCGAGCCAACUACACCCAUGCGCAGAGCGCAGGACUCAGCCUUAUGUGGUACAAAAGUGCAGGACACGGGGACUUUGAGGAACCCAUCAGUUUUGACGGCACAAGGAUGAGCAAGGAGGAGGAUGCCAUAUGGUUUCGACCAGCAGAGUUGGACGAUGUGGGGUACUAUUCCUGUGUAUUAAGGAACUCAACGUAUUGCAUGAAGGUGUCCAUGUCGCUCACAGUGGCAGAAAACGACACAGACCUCUGCUACAACUCCAAAAUGAGGUUCUUUGAGAAGGCUGAACUAAGCAAAAGCAAAGACAUUAGCUGCCCAGGCAUUGAGGAUUAUAUACAGCCGGGAGUGGAGCCAGAGAUUGUGUGGUACAAGGAAUGCAAGCCAAAGCAGUGGAGACAAACCAUAGAAAGGAGGAGGGACACUCUGUCCAUCAAGGAAGUACGGGAAGAUGACAUUGGGAAUUACACCUGCGAACUGCAGUUUGGGAACUUUGUGGUUCGGAGGACUACUGAGUUAUCAGUCACAGCCCCACUAACAGACAAGCCGCCAAAAAUCCUUUUCCCCUCAGAGAGCCAAAUGAGCAUCAUAGAGAUGGCAAUAGGAAGUCCCGUCAACCUAACGUGCAGAGCCUUCUUUGGAUACAGCGGAGACGUCAGUCCACUCAUCUACUGGAUGAAAGGGGAGAAGUUCAUUGAGGAUCUGGAUGAGGAGCGGGUUCAGGAGAGUGACAUCAAGACAAUCCGGGAACACCUGGGGGAGCAGGAGGUCUCCAUCUCGCUGACCAUCGACUCUCUGGAGGAGAGCGAUCUCGGCAACUACUCCUGCUAUGUGGAGAACGGCAAUGGACGUAGACAAGCCAACAUCCAGCUCACCAAGAAAGCAGAGCUCAUGUACACGGUGGAGCUGGCCGGAGGUCUGGGAGCCAUCCUGAUGCUGCUGAUCUGUCUGGUGACGCUGUACAAGUGCUACAGGAUCGAGCUCAUGCUCUUCUACAGGAACCACUUUGGCAGUGAAGAUAUAGAUGGAGAUAACAAAGACUACGAUGCUUACCUGUCCUACACCAAAGUGGACCCGGACCAGUGGAGCCAGGAGACCCGAGAGGAGGAGCGAUUUGCCCUGGAGAUCCUCCCCGACGUGCUGGAGAAGCAUUAUGGGUAUAAACUCUUCAUUCCAGACAGGGACUUGAUCCCCACAGGAAGUUUCACCAAUGAUCAUUUCCAGGAUGACACAAGACUACUUAGAGCCUACAUCGAGGACGUUGCGCGCUGUGUGGACCAGAGCAAGCGGCUCAUCAUUGUCAUGACGCCCAGCUAUGUCGUGCGGAGGGGUUGGAGCAUUUUUGAACUGGAGACGCGGCUGCGCAACAUGUUGGUGACCGGCGAGAUCAAGGUUAUUCUGAUCGAGUGCGCCGAGCUGCGCGGCAUCAUGAACUACCAGGAAGUGGAGGCCCUCAAACACACCAUCAAGAUGCUGACGGUCAUCAAGUGGCGCGGCCCGUCCAGCAACAAGCUCAACUCCAAGUUCUGGAAGCAGCUGCUCUACGAGAUGCCCUUCAAGCGCAUGGAGCCCCUGAGCAUCUCCCACGAGCAGGUGCUGGAUGUCAGCGAGCAGGGCCCCUUCGGCGAGCUCCAGACCGUCUCGGCCAUCUCCAUGGCGGCGGCCACCUCUACCGCCAUGGCGACGGCGCACCCGGACUUGCGCUCGACCUUCCACAACUCUUGCCACACUCAGAUGAGGCAGAAACACUAUUACCGUAGCUACGACUACGACCUGCCGCCCGGCGGCACGCUCCCGCCGCUCUCCUCGCUAGGCAACCAGCACACCUACUGCAACAUCCCCAUGACACUCAUCAACGGACAGCGACCGCAGUCCAAGUCCCCGCGCCAGCAGAGUCUGGAGGAGGCCCACGGCAACAACGCCAUGCUGCCGCUGCUGCCCAGAGAGACCAGUAUAUCCAGCGUGAUCUGGUGACAGAGACGGUGCCGGGCGGGGUAGGCUGUGGAUCUAUAUGAUGUCCGUCACAAGAGGGACUCACCACUGGCACUCGGACCCUGAACGCACCGGAGCCAGAUGAACCUGUAUGGCACUAAGCUACUUGCUGCUGUUGAAUUUGCACCAGGAAACAACA